AUGUUAAAUGCAGCUGAAGCGGGAGAAACUCGAUUCCGUUUGGCUGCUGAAAGUGCUGAGAAAGCUCAACUUUUAACUGCUCUACUUCCAGCCGCUAUUGACGCGACAUCCUAUGAUUUAAAAGAGAUGCUCAAUCGCUAUAAAGACGUGAUGCAACUCAAUGAGGAGCUGUUACUGGGUUGCCAUGUUAGAAGAGCGUCGCAGGCGCAAACUGUCGCGUCACUUCAGAACUUACAUACCAUCCUUCAACAAGCAGCUAGACUUCGAGUUGGGAAACAUAGCAAGGCAGUGGUACUGGCUUGUCGAAAAGCAGUACAGGACAACAACGUUGAAGCCUUGAUAAAAAUAUUGCAGGUGGGAGAUACAUAA
Messenger RNA from Leptosia nina, 369 nucleotides. NCBI's taxonomy places the organism in Eukaryota, Metazoa, Arthropoda, Insecta, Lepidoptera, Pieridae. The record is from the annotation of a GenBank genome assembly.